This is a messenger RNA of Raphanus sativus (radish), 586 nucleotides long. RefSeq lists its product as uncharacterized. The record is from RefSeq and is a predicted model, not a curated record. The coding region runs from base 65 to 460 and encodes 131 amino acids. The transcript has a single exon. Lineage: Eukaryota; Viridiplantae; Streptophyta; Magnoliopsida; Brassicales; Brassicaceae.
AAAGUGUCGCUAAAUAAUUCAUUUCAGAUAUUUUGUCUUCACCGGAUCUCGAGAUCAGCCAACGAUGGCCGCCGACGGAAUAUUCCGCAGCAUCUUCGAAGGCUGUAUCUCAGGUCUCGAUUCUGCCAUCGAGAGGCGUCCUUACCACAAAAACUGCGACUGCGCGCUUCACGACGGAGCUGGGAAAAGUCAAAAUCAGCGGCGGAAGUCUUGCCGCCGCCACGGAAGCUCAGAGAGCAUAUCGUUCCCGAUCCGAAGGUCUUGGAGCGAAGGCAACAUACUGGCGAUGAAUUUCGCGUCCUCGUCAUCAUCUUCUUCUUCGAAUCUGCAGUCUCUUUCUUCGUCCUCUUCCCUCACGACUUUGGCGUCGCUGGCCGAUUUGCCGGUGGAUACUGCUGCGUUGGAGGAUUCCGGCAGAUCGCGUCCUCAUCAGGUGGGAUGGACAAUUGCCGAAUUGUGAAGAUGUUUGAUGAUUAAUGAUGUUUUAACUGCUAUUAUCCAGUGUUUAAUUAAUUUUCUUAAUUAAGUUUUGCGAGCCUUGUUUUUGUCUUUGUACCGUACGAUUAAGAUGAUGAUUGUUUCCACA